GCAGCGCUGGUCGCAGCCCUCAGCUGCGCCGGGCGGUUCCGGCUCCUCCCUCUCCUUGUGCCUCAGCGCCACCAUGGUGCUGGAGUCGGUGGUCGCGGACUUGCUGAACCGCUUCCUGGGGGACUAUGUGGAGAACCUGAACAAGUCCCAGCUGAAGCUGGGCAUCUGGGGCGGAAAUGUGGCUUUAGAUAAUCUACAGAUAAAAGAAAAUGCCCUGAGUGAAUUGGAUGUUCCUUUUAAAGUCAAGGCUGGCCAAAUUGAUAAAUUAACUUUGAAGAUUCCUUGGAAGAACCUUUAUGGAGAAGCAGUUGUUGCGACCCUGGAAGGAUUAUACCUGCUUGUUGUCCCUGGAGCAAGUAUUAAGUAUGAUGCUGUAAAAGAAGAAAAAUCCUUGCAGGAUGUUAAACAGAAAGAGCUAUCCCGAAUUGAAGAAGCCCUUCAAAAAGCAGCAGAAAAAGGCACACAUUCAGGGGAGUUCAUAUAUGGCUUGGAGAACUUUGUUUACAAGGACAUCAAGCCUGGACGUAAACGUAAAAAGCACAAAAAACAUUUUAAGAAACCUUUUAAAGGUCUUGAUCGUUCAAAAGAUAAGCCAAAAGAAGCCAAAAAGGAUACAUUUGUGGAAAAAUUGGCAACUCAAGUAAUAAAAAAUGUACAAGUAAAAAUCACAGAUAUUCACAUUAAAUAUGAAGAUGAUGUCACUGAUCCAAAGCGGCCUCUUUCAUUUGGUGUCACACUGGGAGAGCUUAGUCUACUGACUGCAAAUGAACACUGGACUCCAUGCAUAUUAAAUGAAGCAGACAAAAUUAUAUACAAGCUUAUACGACUUGAUAGUCUUAGCGCCUACUGGAAUGUAAAUUGCAGCAUGUCUUACCAGAGAUCAAGGGAACAGAUUUUGGAUCAGCUGAAAAAUGAAAUUCUUACAAGUGGAAAUAUACCCCCAAAUUAUCAAUACAUUUUCCAGCCAAUAUCAGCCUCUGCAAAACUCUACAUGAAUCCUUAUGCAGAAUCAGAGCUCAAAACGCCCAAACUGGAUUGCAACAUAGAAAUACAAAAUAUUGCCAUUGAACUGACCAAACCUCAGUACUUAAGUAUGAUUGACCUUUUGGAGUCAGUGGAUUAUAUGGUUAGGAAUGCGCCUUAUAGGAAAUACAAGCCUUAUUUACCACUUCAUACCAAUGGUCGACGAUGGUGGAAAUAUGCAAUUGAUUCUGUUCUUGAAGUUCAUAUAAGAAGGUAUACACAGAUGUGGUCAUGGAGUAACAUAAAAAAGCACAGGCAGUUACUCAAGAGUUAUAAAAUUGCCUACAAAAACAAGUUAACACAGUCUAAAGUCUCAGAAGAAAUACAGAAAGAAAUUCAGGACUUGGAGAAGACUCUAGAUGUUUUUAACAUAAUUUUAGCAAGGCAACAAGCACAAGUUGAGGUGAUUCGGUCUGGGCAAAAAUUAAGGAAAAAGUCUGCUGACACAGGCGAGAAACGUGGAGGCUGGUUUAGUGGGUUGUGGGGUAAGAAAGAGUCUAAGAAAAAGGACGAAGAAUCAUUGAUUCCUGAAACUAUUGAUGACCUUAUGACUCCAGAGGAAAAAGAUAAACUCUUCACUGCCAUUGGUUAUAGUGAGAGUACCCACAACCUAACUUUACCUAAGCAGUAUGUUGCCCAUAUUAUGACCCUGAAGUUAGUAAGCACCUCUGUUACGAUAAGAGAAAACAAGAAUAUUCCAGAAAUACUAAAAAUUCAGAUAAUUGGCCUGGGCACUCAAGUAUCUCAGCGACCAGGAGCACAAGCACUUAAGGUAGAAGCGAAAUUAGAACACUGGUAUAUAACAGGUUUGAGACAGCAGGAUAUUGUGCCAUCACUUGUGGCUUCAAUUGGUGACACUACAUCAUCCUUGCUUAAAAUUAAAUUUGAAACCAAUCCGGAGGAUAGUCCUGCUGACCAGACUCUGAUUGUUCAGUCCCAGCCUGUGGAGGUCAUCUAUGAUGCUAAAACUGUCAAUGCAGUGGUUGAAUUCUUUCAAUCAAAUAAGGGAUUGGAUCUUGAGCAAAUAACAUCAGCAACAUUGAUGAAGCUGGAAGAAAUUAAGGAGAGAACAGCUACAGGACUUACACAUAUUAUUGAAACUCGAAAAGUCCUUGAUUUAAGGAUAAAUCUGAAGCCUUCUUAUCUAGUAGUUCCACAGACGGGUUUCCACCAUGAAAAGUCAGAUCUUCUGAUUUUAGAUUUUGGUACAUUUCAGCUCAACAGUAAAGAUCAAGGUUUACAGAAGACUACUAAUUCAUCUCUGGAAGAAAUAAUGGAUAAGGCAUAUGACAAGUUUGAUGUUGAAAUAAAAAAUGUACAACUACUUUUUGCAAGAGCAGAGGAAACCUGGAAAAAGUGUCGAUUUCAGCAUCCAUCAACUAUGCAUAUAUUGCAACCCAUGGAUAUUCAUGUUGAGUUGGCUAAGGCCAUGGUAGAAAAAGACAUUAGAAUGGCCAGAUUUAAAGUGUCAGGAGGACUUCCUUUGAUGCAUGUGAGAAUUUCUGACCAGAAGAUGAAAGAUGUGCUAUAUUUGAUGAACAGUAUACCUUUGCCACAGAAAUCAUCAGCCCAGUCUCCAGAGAGACAGGUAUCCUCAAUUCCUAUUAUUUCAGGUGGUACAAAAGGUCUACUUGGUACUUCACUAUUGCUAGACACUGUGGAAUCAGAGUCUGAUGAUGAGUAUUUUGAUGCUGAAGAUGGAGAACCACAGACUUGUAAAAGUAUGAAAGGAUCAGAACUUAAAAAAGCUGCAGAGGUCCCAAAUGAGGAGCUCAUCAAUCUUCUACUCAAGUUUGAAAUUAAAGAAGUGAUUUUGGAAUUUACUAAACAGCAGAAAGAAGAAGAUACAAUUCUAGUAUUUAAUGUUACUCAGUUAGGAACAGAGGCCACAAUGAGAACAUUUGACUUAACUGUGGUAUCUUAUUUAAAGAAAAUCAGCUUGGAUUAUCAUGAAAUUGAAGGAUCCAAAAGGAAGCCCCUUCACUUGAUUAGCUCUUCUGACAAACCUGGAUUAGAUCUUUUGAAAGUGGAGUAUAUUAAGGCUGAUAAGAAUGGACCUAGUUUUCAAACUGCUUUUGGAAAAACUGAACAAACAGUUAAGGUGGCCUUUUCAUCUUUAAAUCUGUUGCUGCAAACACAAGCUCUUGUCGCUUCUAUUAAUUACCUCACAACCAUUAUUCCAUCUGAUGAUCAAAGCAUAAGUGUUGCUAAGGAGGUACAAAUUUCAACUGAAAAACAACAAAAAAAUUCAACUCUGCCAAAAGCGAUUGUAUCCUCCAGAGAUAGUGACAUUAUUGAUUUCAGGCUAUUUGCCAAGUUGAAUGCUUUCUGUGUCAUUGUUUGCAACGAAAAGAACAAUAUCGCCGAAAUCAAGAUUCAAGGACUGGAUUCCUCCCUUUCUCUCCAGUCAAGAAAGCAGUCACUUUUUGCCCGACUAGAAAAUAUUAUUGUCACAGAUGUUGAUCCAAAGACAGUUCAUAAGAAAGCUGUGUCAAUAAUGGGAAAUGAAGUUUUCCGUUUUAAUUUGGAUUUGUAUCCAGAUGCUACUGAGGGGGAUUUGUAUACUGACAUGUCCAAAGUGGAUGGUGUGCUGUCUCUGAAUGUUGGCUGUAUUCAGAUUGUCUAUCUUCAUAAAUUCCUUAUGUCACUUCUGAACUUCCUGAAUAAUUUCCAGACAGCCAAAGAGUCUCUGAGUGCUGCCACUGCCCAGGCUGCAGAAAGGGCUGCCACAAGUGUGAAAGAUCUUGCCCAGAGGAGUUUUCGUGUUUCCAUCAAUAUUGAUUUGAAAGCACCGGUUAUAGUCAUCCCACAGUCUUCUAUUUCCACCAAUGCAGUAGUGGUAGAUCUUGGGUUAAUCAGAGUUCAUAAUCAGUUCAGUCUGGUGUCUGAUGAAGACUACUUAAAUCCUCCAGUAAUUGAUAGAAUGGAUGUGCAGCUAACAAAGCUUACACUUUAUAGGACAGUGAUCCAGCCAGGCAUCUACCAUCCUGAUAUUCAGCUGUUGCACCCAAUUAACUUGGAAUUUCUUGUAAAUCGGAAUCUAGCUGCAUCUUGGUACCACAAGGUGCCUGUUGUGGAAAUUAAAGGACAUCUUGAUUCAAUGAAUGUUAGUCUAAAUCAAGAAGAUCUUAAUCUUUUAUUUAGGAUACUAACAGAAAAUCUCUGUGAGGGUACUGAAGACUUGGAUAAAGUGAAACCAAGAGUACAAGAGACAGGUGAAAUUAAAGAGCCCCUUGAAAUCUCUAUAUCACAAGAUGUACAUGAUUCAAAAAAUACUUUAACAACUGGAGUGGAAGAAAUUAGGUCUGUAGACAUCAUUAAUAUGCUGCUGAAUUUUGAAAUUAAAGAGGUUGUGGUUACUUUGAUGAAAAAAUCAGAAAAGAAAGGAAGGCCUUUACAUGAGCUAAAUGUCCUGCAACUUGGAAUGGAAGCUAAAGUUAAAACCUAUGACAUGACUGCUAAAGCUUAUCUAAAAAAAAUUAGUAUGCAGUGCUUUGAUUUCACUGACUCUAAAGGGGAACCUCUUCACAUUAUUAACUCUUCUAAUGUGACUGACGAACCCCUUCUGAAAAUGUUACUGACAAAGGCAGACAGUGAUGGACCAGAAUUUAAAACUAUUCAUGACAGUACCAAACAGAGACUGAAGGUUUCAUUUGCAUCCUUAGACUUAGUACUUCAUUUGGAAGCUUUACUUUCCUUCAUGGAUUUUUUAUCAUCUGCUGCUCCAUUCUCUGAGCCUUCCUCUUCUGAGAAGGAAUCCGAGCUGAAACCACUUGUGGGGGAGUCCAGAAGUAUCGCUGUCAAAGCUGUAUCCAGCAACAUUUCCCAAAAGGAUGUGUUUGAUUUAAAGAUCACAGCUGAAUUAAAUGCAUUUAAUGUCUUUGUCUGUGAUCAGAAGUGUAACAUUGCAGAUAUUAAAAUACAUGGAAUGGAUGCCUCUAUUUCUGUGAAGCCUAAGCAGACUGAUGUGUUUGCCAGACUUAAAGAUAUUAUAGUUAUGAAUGUAGAUUUGCAGUCCAUUCACAAAAAGGCUGUCUCUAUUUUGGGAGAUGAAGUCUUUAGGUUCCAACUGACUCUUUAUCCAGAUGCCACAGAAGGAGAGGCCUAUGCUGAUAUGUCCAAAGUAGACGGCAAACUUAGUUUUAAAGUGGGUUGUAUUCAGAUUGUUUAUGUUCAUAAAUUCUUCAUGUCUCUUUUGAACUUCCUCAACAAUUUCCAAACUGCUAAAGAAGCUUUGAGUACAGCCACAGUCCAGGCUGCAGAAAGAGCUGCUUCCAGCAUGAAAGACUUGGCUCAAAAGAGUUUCCGCCUUUUGAUGGAUAUUAAUUUGAAAGCACCAGUUAUUAUUAUUCCUCAGUCUUCAGUAUCACCUAAUGCUGUUAUAGCAGAUCUGGGUUUAAUCAGAGUUGAAAACAAGUUUAGCUUGGUUCCUAUGGAACAUUAUUCUCUUCCUCCAGUCAUUGAUAAAAUGAACAUCGAACUCACUCAGUUGAAGCUGUCAAGAACUAUUUUGCAGGCUAGCUUGCCACAAAAUGACAUUGAAAUUUUAAAACCAGUCAACAUGCUUUUGUCCAUACAGCGAAACUUAGCAGCAGCAUGGUAUGUGCAAAUUCCAGGGAUGGAGAUAAAAGGAAAACUAAAACCUAUGCAGGUUGCUCUCAGUGAAGAUGACUUGACAGUUUUAAUGAAAAUUUUGCUAGAAAAUCUUGGAGAAGCUUCCUCACAACCAAGCCCUACACAGUCUGUGCAGGAGACUGUAAGAGUGAGAAAAGUUGAUGUUUCAAGUGUACCUGACCAUCUCAAAGAACAAGAAGAUUGGACAGACUCAAAGCUCUCUAUGAACCAGAUUGUCAGUCUCCAAUUUGACUUUCACUUUGAAUCUCUUUCCAUUAUCCUUUAUAACAAUGAUAUCAACCAGGAAUCUGGAGUUGCAUUUCAUAAUGACAGUUUCCAACUUGGUGAACUCAGACUACAUCUUAUGGCCUCCUCAGGGAAGAUGUUUAAGGAUGGCUCAAUGAAUGUCAGCGUUAAACUUAAGACAUGCACCCUUGAUGAUCUCAGAGAAGGAAUUGAGAGAGCAACAUCGAGAAUGAUUGACAGAAAGAAUGACCAAGAUAACAACAGUUCUAUGAUUGAUAUAAGUUACAAACAAGACAAAAAUGGAAGUCAAAUUGAUGCUGUUCUUGACAAGCUGUAUGUAUGUGCCAGUGUGGAAUUUCUGAUGACUGUGGCAGAUUUCUUUAUCAAAGCUGUGCCUCAGAGUCCAGAAAAUGUGGCAAAAGAAACACAGAUUUUACCAAGACAGACUGCCACAGGGAAGGUCAAGAUAGAGAAAGAUGACUCUGUUAGACCAAAUAUGACUUUAAAGGCCAUGAUCACAGAUCCAGAAGUGGUAUUUGUUGCCAGCCUGACAAAGGCUGAUGCUCCUGCUCUGACAGCCUCGUUUCAGUGCAACCUUUCUCUGUCAACAUCCAAACUCGAACAGAUGAUGGAAGCUUCUGUGAGAGAUCUGAAAGUGCUCGCUUGCCCUUUUCUCAGAGAAAAGAGAGGGAAAAACAUUACCACAGUCUUGCAGCCCUGUUCUUUAUUUAUGGAAAAAUGUACGUGGGCUUCAGGAAAGCAAAAUAUAAAUAUUAUGGUUAAAGAAUUUAUAAUUAAGAUUUCACCCAUAAUUCUUAAUACUGUGUUGACAAUCAUGGCUGCAUUGUCUCCAAAAACAAAAGAAGAUGGAUCCAAAGAUACGUCUAAGGAAAUGGAAAAUCUUUGGGGUAUCAAAUCGAUUAAUGAUUAUAACACUUGGUUUCUUGGUGUUGACACGGCAACAGAAAUAACGGAAAGCUUCAAAGGCAUUGAACAUUCACUGAUAGAGGAAAAUUGUGGUGUUGUUGUAGAAUCCAUUCAAGUUACCUUAGAAUGUGGCCUUGGACAUCGAACUGUACCUUUAUUAUUGGCAGAGUCUAAGUUUUCAGGAAAUAUUAAAAAUUGGACUUCUCUAAUGGCUGCUGUUGCUGACGUGACACUACAGGUGCACUAUUACAAUGAGAUCCAUGCUGUCUGGGAGCCACUGAUUGAGAGAGUGGAGGGGAAGAGACAAUGGAAUUUAAGGCUUGAUGUAAAGAAGAACCCAGUUCAGGAUAAAAGUUUGCUGCCAGGAGAUGAUUUUAUUCCUGAGCCACAAAUGGCAAUUCAUAUUUCUUCAGGAAAUACAAUGAAUAUAACAAUAUCCAAAAGUUGUCUUAAUGUUUUCAACAAUUUAGCAAAAGGUUUUUCAGAGGGCACUGCUUCUACUUUUGACUACUCUUUAAAGGACAGAGCUCCUUUUACGGUAAAAAAUGCUGUAGGUGUUCCCAUUAAGGUGAAGCCCAAUUGUAAUCUCAGAGUAAUGGGCUUCCCUGAGAAAAGUGAUAUUUUUGAUGUUGAUGCUGGCCAGAAUUUGGAACUGGAGUAUGCCAGCAUGGUACCUUCAAGUCAAGGGAACCUAUCUAUAUUGAGCCGUCAAGAAAGCUCCUUCUUCACUCUGACCAUUGUACCUCAUGGAUAUACAGAAGUUGCAAAUAUCCCUGUGGCCAGACCUGGACGGCGAUUGUAUAAUGUACGGAAUCCCAAUGCCAGUCAUUCUGACUCUGUCUUGGUACAAAUUGAUGCAACUGAAGGGAAUAAAGUAAUUACCCUUCGCUCUCCUCUACAGAUCAAAAACCAUUUCUCCAUUGCAUUUAUCAUCUAUAAAUUUGUUAAGAAUGUUAAGCUAUUGGAGCGCAUUGGGAUAGCCAGACCUGAAGAGGAGUUCCAUGUUCCUUUAGAUUCAUAUAGAUGUCAAUUGUUUAUCCAGCCAGCUGGAAUCUUAGAGCAUCAGUACAAAGAAUCUACCACUUAUAUUUCCUGGAAGGAAGAACUUCAUAGGAGCAGGGAAGUCAGAUGCAUGUUGCAGUGUCCAUCAGUAGAAGUCAGCUUCUUACCUCUCAUAGUGAAUACAGUUGCUCUGCCUGAUGAAUUGAGCUACAUAUGUACACAUGGGGAAGACUGGGAUGUAGCUUACAUUAUUCAUCUUUAUCCUUCUCUCACUUUGCGGAAUCUUCUCCCAUAUUCCCUAAGAUAUUUACUUGAGGGAACAGCAGAAACUCAUGAGCUGGCAGAAGGCAGUACUGCUGAUGUUCUGCAUUCGAGAAUCAGUGGUGAAAUAAUGGAAUUAGUCCUGGUGAAAUACCAGGGCAAAAACUGGAAUGGACAUUUCCGCAUACGUGAUACACUACCAGAAUUCUUUCCUGUGUGUUUUUCUUCUGACUCCACAGAAGUGACGACAGUCGACCUGUCAGUCCACGUCAGGAGAAUUGGCAGCCGGAUGGUGCUGUCUGUCUUUAGUCCCUAUUGGUUAAUCAACAAGACUACCCGGGUUCUCCAGUAUCGUUCAGAAGAUAUUCAUGUGAAACAUCCAGCUGAUUUCAGGGAUAUUAUUUUAUUUUCUUUCAAGAAGAAGAACAUUUUUACUAAAAAUAAGGUACAAUUAAAAAUUUCAACCAGUGCCUGGUCCAGUAGUUUCUCAUUGGAUACAGUGGGAAGUUAUGGGUGUGUGAAGUGUCCUGCCAACAAUAUGGAGUACCUGGUUGGUGUUAGCAUCAAAAUGAGCAGUUUCAACCUUUCACGAAUAGUUACCCUGACUCCCUUUUGUACCAUUGCAAACAAGUCAUCAUUAGAACUAGAAGUUGGCGAGAUUGCAUCUGAUGGCUCAAUGCCAACUAAUAAAUGGAACUAUAUUGCUUCUUCAGAGUGCCUUCCAUUUUGGCCAGAAAGUUUGUCAGGCAAACUUUGUGUGAGAGUGGUGGGCUGUGAAGGAUCUUCCAAACCAUUCUUUUAUAACCGACAGGAUAAUGGCACUUUAUUGAGCUUAGAAGAUCUGAAUGGGGGUAUCUUGGUGGAUGUAAACACUGCCGAACAUUCAACUGUCAUAACUUUUUCUGAUUACCAUGAGGGAUCUGCACCUGCCUUGAUAAUGAACCAUACACCAUGGGACAUCCUCACAUACAAACAGAGUGGGUCACCAGAAGAAAUGGUCUUGCUGCCAAGACAGGCUCGACUUUUUGCCUGGGCAGAUCCUACUGGUACCAGAAAACUUACAUGGACAUAUGCAGCAAAUGUUGGGGAACAUGAUCUGUUAAAGGAUGGAUGUGGACAGUUUCCAUAUGAUGCAAACAUCCAGAUACACUGGGUAUCAUUUCUGGAUGGGCGCCAGAGAGUUUUGCUUUUCACCGAUGAUGUUGCCUUGGUUUCCAAAGCACUGCAGGCAGAAGAAAUGGAACAGGCUGAUUAUGAAAUAACCUUGUCUCUCCACAGUCUUGGGCUUUCACUGGUUAACAAUGAAAGCAAGCAGGAAGUUUCCUAUAUUGGGAUAACCAGUUCUGGUGUUGUUUGGGAGGUGAAACCAAAGCAGAAAUGGAAGCCAUUUAGUCAAAAGCAGAUAAUCUUAUUGGAACAAUCCUAUCAGAAACAUCAAAUAUCAAGAGACCAUGGCUGGAUUAAGCUAGAUAAUAAUUUUGAGGUCAAUUUUGAUAAAGAUCCAAUGGAAAUGCGCCUCCCUAUUCGUAGCCCUAUUAAACGAGACUUUUUAUCAGGAAUUCAGAUUGAAUUUAAGCAGUCUUCUCACCAGAGAAGUUUAAGGGCCAGGUUGUACUGGCUUCAGGUUGAUAAUCAGUUACCAGGUGCAAUGUUCCCUGUUGUAUUUCAUCCUGUUGCCCCUCCAAAAUCUAUUGCUUUAGAUUCAGAGCCCAAGCCUUUCAUUGAUGUGAGUGUCAUCACAAGAUUUAAUGAGUACAGUAAAGUCUUACAGUUCAAGUAUUUUAUGGUCCUCAUUCAGGAAAUGGCCUUAAAAAUUGAUCAAGGGUUUCUAGGAGCUAUUAUUGCACUGUUUACCCCAACAACAGACCCUGAAGCUGAAAGAAGACGGACAAAGUUAAUCCAACAAGAUAUUGAUGCUCUAAAUGCAGAAUUAAUGGAGACUUCAAUGACUGAUAUGUCAAUUCUUAGUUUCUUUGAACAUUUCCAUAUUUCUCCUGUGAAGUUGCAUUUGAGUUUGUCUUUGGGUUCCGGAGGUGAAGAAUCAGACAAAGAAAAACAGGAAAUGUUUGCAGUUCAUUCUGUCAACUUGCUGUUGAAAAGCAUAGGUGCUACUCUGACUGAUGUGGAUGACCUUAUAUUCAAACUUGCUUAUUAUGAAAUUCGAUAUCAGUUCUACAAGAGAGAUCAGCUUAUAUGGAGUGUUGUUAGGCAUUACAGUGAACAGUUCUUGAAACAGAUGUAUGUCCUUGUAUUGGGGUUAGAUGUACUUGGAAACCCAUUUGGAUUAAUUAGAGGUCUGUCUGAAGGAGUUGAAGCUUUAUUCUAUGAACCCUUCCAGGGUGCUGUUCAAGGCCCUGAAGAAUUUGCAGAGGGGUUAGUGAUUGGAGUGAGAAGCCUCUUUGGACACACAGUAGGUGGUGCAGCAGGAGUUGUAUCUCGAAUCACCGGUUCUGUUGGGAAAGGUUUGGCAGCAAUUACAAUGGACAAGGAAUAUCAGCAAAAAAGAAGAGAAGAGUUGAGUCGACAGCCCAGAGAUUUUGGAGACAGCCUGGCCAGAGGAGGAAAGGGCUUUCUGCGAGGAGUUGUUGGUGGAGUGACUGGAAUAAUAACAAAACCUGUGGAAGGUGCCAAAAAGGAAGGAGCUGCUGGAUUCUUUAAAGGAAUUGGAAAAGGGCUUGUGGGUGCUGUGGCCCGUCCAACUGGUGGAAUCGUAGAUAUGGCCAGUAGUACCUUCCAAGGCAUUCAGAGGGCAGCAGAAUCAACUGAGGAAGUAUCUAGCCUCCGUCCCCCUCGCCUGAUCCAUGAAGAUGGCAUCAUUCGUCCUUAUGACAGACAGGAAUCUGAGGGCUCUGACUUACUUGAGCAAGAACUGGAAAUACAGGAAUAAAUGUUUCCUAAACUACUACUUGAUUUCAUCCUUAAAAAUCAAAACAAACUGUGGUGUUAAUUGACUGUGUGUGAAUUCCAUUGUCAAUUUUAAUGAAAUUUUCUUUAAAACUCUCACCUCCAUCUGAACUUUUCAUAGUAGUGGGAUUGACUACAAAUAAAAACUUGUGGUAUUCCUGGUAAUACUGUCCAGAAAUAAGAGAUUAGUAUAAAAUAUUAAAGGAUGCAGAGAAUCAGCUCUCUUCUGCGUUUAAUAGAUGAAAGCCUUUAUUGAGCUCAGAAGCAGAUACUGUUACUAUCAUUUCGAAAAUUUUAUCUUAUGGUGUUCAUGUGCAUUUCAGGUAAAAUUGAAAAACAGGACAAUUAUUAUGUCCAAUUAAUAUGUUUAUGUUUGUGAGUCUUGAUGAUGGAAUUACAUAGCUUUCUGUUUCACAAAUGGCUCUAAAUUUGCUUAAGUUACGGGACUAUUACCUGGAGCAUCUGCUUUAAUAAUUGAAUUGUCAGUUGCUCUGAGCCUGCCCUUAGACCUCAAGUAAUAAAUAGUUGGCACAUGAAUUUUGAGGAUAUGUUUCCUCUUCCCUCUUUUUCCUAUUUAACCCCUUGGUACUGUUGCUAAAUAAAUGAUAGCCAUUUUAUAAUUAUGUUAUAUACAUUUUCAGCCUUUAGCAUUUCUGCUUUUCAAAAAUUGAAUCUCCUUGUUGGUUAUGCUUAUUUCAUAAUUAUUAGUUUUAAUUAAUGUAGAUAGAAGUUGAACAUGUAAUUAGGCAAAUUGCUGUGUGGCACUUGAAUACAUAGAUUUCUUUAUUUUCAAAAACCAACCUUUUGCUUUUAAAUCCUUAGAGAGGGUUUAUUAUCUUAGAGAAAAAAUAAUUAUAAUCAUUAUUUUUGAAAUUAGUAUCCUCUUAAUUCUCAACAUAAGUUAUGUUUCAAUUUCUUUUUUUUGUAAUAAAUGAUGGAAAUGUUUAACAAUGUCUUAUCUAGCAACUUUCAUGCUUCUCCUCAGAAAUGAAGCCAAAGUAUAAACUUAGAUUUAAUGUGUUGUAUAUUUGAAGAGAAUGAAACUAUUAACAUAUAAUUGUUCAGUUGGAUUAUGUAUUUUAAGGAUUGCAGUUAUCAAAAUAAUAAAUUGAAUGUUUUAUGUUUAACCACUUUAAAGAAGAAAGACUGACAUCCAAAAACCAGCGUGUGCUAGAUAUACAAAGGAAAUUACUUCUGUCCUUAAGGGACCAAGUAUAACAAAACAUGUAACUGUUAAAAGUAGCUGACAAACCUUUCUUGUGCCUAGAUAAUUUAGCAUUGGCAAAAAUGUCACCACAUGCAGUUUUCUAGGAGAGUCAAGCACAAAUAACUAAUUCAAGAUGCUGACUUAAAUCAUCUCCAAUAGUUACCCUUCCUGAGAUUCUAAAGUAACAAUUUUUAAUUUUACUGGUUAUAUUGCUGUUUUACUGAGACUUACUUUUAAGAACCCCUGUAACUUAAGAUUUUUUCUUAAUUGUUUUGUUUAGCUCUGUUAUUAAUUUUUUCCUUGUGAUAUCUUUUUAUAACUCUCUGUCAAAAAGCACAAAACUUCAAGAAACUUUUAAUUAUUUUGUCUGAACAUAUAAUCUUGUCUGAUUUCUUAGUUUUUAUUAAGAUAUCAGACAACUUUUAAAACUUUAGUGCAUUAUUAUAAUUACUGGAAGAAAAAGAAUGAUUAUACACUAAUGAGAGGACUUGGUAGUUUUUGUCGUGGAUGUCAAGUGUGGGCAUGGAUAAUUGAAAUAUUUAGGCUAUUUCAUUCUUUGCCCAUCUUGCUGUGAUCAGUUAGUUGGGUAAAAAUAUUUAUUGAUUAUUUAGACUGUACUGGAUAUACAAAAGAAGCCUUCUGUCCUUAAGGGACCGAGUAAAACAAAACAUGGAAAUAUUAAAGAGUAUUAGAGUAUAAAAGUAUAUCUUUUUAGCCCUUUGUAAUAUGGCCAAAUUCUAAAUAAUUUAUUUGGGGAUCUUUUGAUCCUCAUGUUCCUUUUUCUCCUAAGUACUACUUUGUAUUCUUUAAUAUGCAGCUUUGAGAGUUACUGAAUCAUAUAUUAUAUUUCCAUGAGAUGUACUAUUCUACUUAUCCUCUAAUCUUCAUAUAUAUAUACACACACACAUAUAUAUACACAUACAUAUAUACACACGUACAUAUAUGUACACAUACAGAUAUACAUACACACAAACACAUAUAUACACACAUACAUAUACACACAUAUAUAUACACAUACAAAUAUACACAUAUAUACACAUACAUAUAUAUACACACAUACAAAUAUACCCAUAUGUACACAUACAUAUAUACACAUACAUAUAUACACACACAUAUACACACAUAUAUACGCAAACAUACACAUAUUUACACAUACAUAUAUACAUACAUUAUAUGUAUGUAUAUAUAGUCAUUUAAUACUCAUUUUGGUUCACAUACUUAUGAUCAUGCAACGUUUAAAACAGCAUUUCUUGCUUUUUAGUUUUAGUUAUAUUUUUCCAUGUUCUUAGAAAUGCCUCAUUAACAUUUUUAAUUCUUGUAUUGCCAUCUAUUGAGGUGACAUUACAUUGUGUUUUUAUCUCGUCUUAAUUCAUGACAUUAAAUUAUUCUACUAACAGUAAUAAUGCUGUAAUAAACAUCAUUAUAGAUUUUGCUUUUUUAUAUCUUGUUUGCUUUUUCAUAUUUCCUUAGAAUUUACUUGAAAAAAUUGAAUUACUGGGUAAAGGGCUUUUGCAAAGUAUUGUUAAAUUCCUCGAGUUGCAUUUUUGGAAAGGGGACGUGAAUAUUUUAUCAACUAAUUUGGUCUCCCUGCUGCCAUUAGUGACUGAAUAUCUUAAUCUGAAUCUCAGAGUGUAGUGGGUUUUUAGUAGUGCUGAAGACAAGUUUUCUAAAGUGUAUUAUGGUGAUAAAUUAUAUUUUAAAAACUGUCAAUGGCUUGAAGCACAAUAGCCUAAUAACUAACGAAAAUACAUACAAGAUAGAAAGUGGGUAGUAUUUCUUGUACUUGCAUUUCAGAUCUAAAUAUUUUAACAUAUUUAAAUUUCAAGCUGCAGAUAAAUGCAUUACAUUAUUAAAUUCAUUUCCCAUUUUCUCUUUGAAGAAAUUAAGGCAAAAGUGUUAAAAGAUUUUAACUAAUUCGCACAAGUGAAUUGUGAAACAAGUAGCUAUUGCUGUGAAAUCUGCACUCCUCUCUGAGACUCAUUCUGAAGAUGAGAUCCCAGUUCUUUGUGGAUUCCUCUUCCUUAUUCAUGGCUUUUUGCAAUUGUCAAGGAAUGACUAGGUACCAAGCAACUUUAAAAAAUGUAUAUUUAAGCAUUGAAAUAAUAUCAAAUGUGAUUUCUCUGCUUGUGGUUAUAUUGAUUAUAUUAUCCUUUUAAUAAUAUUGGCAUUAUAUUCUUGGUCGUAAAAUGUCAAGGUCUUAUUUAUUCAGUAUAUUUAUGUUCUGUAUUUUCAUAUAUAUUAUCUAUUUUCAGCCAUGCAUUAUAUAUAAUGUCAGUAAUAGUAUUUCAUUAGCAUUCAUUAUAAAAAAACUCGUUUUUAAUAUUUGACUAAUUCAAGUCACAGUACUUUUGAGAUAGCUGAAAAGGAAAAUAAAUGUGUUUUAAUGUGCUACUA
Messenger RNA from Homo sapiens (human), 14578 nucleotides. RefSeq names its product vacuolar protein sorting 13 homolog C (gene VPS13C). NCBI's taxonomy places the organism in Eukaryota, Metazoa, Chordata, Mammalia, Primates, Hominidae. Gene Ontology annotation, cellular component: dense core granule membrane; endoplasmic reticulum membrane; lysosomal membrane. Bases 74 to 10960 code for a protein of 3628 amino acids. The transcript is spliced from 82 exons. Gene Ontology annotation, biological process: phospholipid transport. The record is from RefSeq and is marked reviewed.